This is a messenger RNA of Closterium sp. Yama58-4, 960 nucleotides long. The record is from the annotation of a GenBank genome assembly. Lineage: Eukaryota; Viridiplantae; Streptophyta; Zygnematophyceae; Desmidiales; Closteriaceae.
AUGAAUCUCGCAAACGUGCACCUGGCUAAGGGGGACUAUGCGCUCGCUGUCAAGCUGUACGACAAGACUCUGAAGCGUUUCUUUGCGAGCGGGGCAGUGGGGGCUAGCGGGGCCGAGGGGUUCCACUUGCGCACUUUGUCCUAUAUGGCGCGCGCGCAGUAUGACGCCGACCAGCUGGCGCAGUGCCGCCGCUCGCUGCUGCUGGCCGUGCAUGUGGCGCCGAACAACGCCGCCUUGCGGUUCAACGUGGCGGUGGCUCUUCAGAAGAUGGCCGUGACUGUGCUGAAGCAGGAGAAGCGGACGGCUGAGCAGGUUCGCAAGGUGGUGUCAGACUUGAAGACCGCCCUCCGGCUCUUCUCUCAGGAUAUGUGGAAGCGCAACGAGAGGCCCAAGGCAGUGGAGGAGGAUGAGGAGGGCGGUGAGGAGGGCAGGGGAGGGGGGAGGAGCCGCAGAGACCGAAAGAAGGAGAGGCGCAGGGAGAAGAAGCGGGAGAAACACAGAGACAGAGACAGGGAGAGGUCGCGAGAGAGCGAGGAGGACGGAGAGAGGAGGGAGAGGAGGAAGGAUAAGAAGCGGAAGAAGAAGAAGAAGCAUCGCGAGGGGAGGGACAGGAGCAGGAGCAGGAGCGACAGGGACGAGGGGGGUGAGAGGGACGGGAGGGACGAGAGGGAUGAGAGGCCUGAGGAUGAAAACCCGUGGGGAUCCGAUGGGGAGAGAGGAGGUGGAGGUGAGGGAUCGGGAGAUGAGGGAGGGAGUCCGAGGGGGGAGAGGAAGGGGAGAGGUGGAGGGGGCGAGGGGGCGGAGGAGGAUGCCCUGGCUGCAGCUGGGCUGGUGGAUGAAGACGAGGAGGGAGGGGAUGCACGGGGGGAUGGCAAUGAACAGGGAGCGCCUGCUCGCAAGCGGCGCCGGCAGCUGGCAGAUUCGGAUGAGGAGGAGGGUGGUGGUGGUGCUGAUAAUGAG